AUGACCGUGUUCUCCCCCAUCAUCGUGCGCUCGGACUACACGCAGACCACGACCGAUCUGAGGCUUCCCCCAUCGUCGGAGCACUGGUUCGGCACCGACGCAUUCGGAAGGGAUGUGUUCGACAGGGUGAUAGCGGGGAGCAGGGUUUCGCUCUAUGUGGGAUUUGCCGUAACUUUCAUAUCCGUGGUGCUCGGACUCGUCAUCGCGCUGUUCGCAGGGUAUUUCCGACUGCUGGACCAUAUUUUGAUGCGCUUCGUAGACGGGCUGCUCGCCUUUCCCACGAUACUGCUCGCGCUGGCGCUCAUAGCGCUGCUGGGCGGGAGCGUCAACAAUGUCAUCAUCGCGCUGUCGGUGACGGGCACGGCGAGCAAGGUGCGCCUAGUCAGGGGUCAGGUACUGAGUCUGCGCGAGGAGCAGUUCGUGGAGGCGGCGCGGGCAAUCGGCGCUCCGGUGUGGCGCAUACUGUUCCUGCACAUCGCGCCGAACACCAUUGGGAUCGUGCUGCGUGCAGGCGACAUUUACGCUGGCCACGGCGAUUCUUGCUGA
Geodia barretti is the source of this 546-nucleotide messenger RNA. The record is from the annotation of a GenBank genome assembly. NCBI's taxonomy places the organism in Eukaryota, Metazoa, Porifera, Demospongiae, Tetractinellida, Geodiidae.